AUGGGCGGGCCGUUGUUGAACCGGUGGUGCCUGGCCUUCUCGAUAUGGCACGUGCUGCUGCUACUGCUGCUGCUCCAGCUCGUCUCGCCCUACACGAUCCCGUCAUAUGUCGUCGACUACGCCCCGAUCGUCUGGCUGCAUUCCGAUGACCCGUACAUGCCCAGCGACAUUUUGACCCACGUAUCGCACACCGUGCCGCGGAUCGGCUUAGAAGCCAUCGUAGACACACUACCGCUGCCCAAUCUGGAGAACCUGUCCCUGCUGAACCGACUCGGCGCGUCACACGGGACCGACGUCUUCUUGACGGCGGUUGGAGACGUGUCCACGUUCCCGGACUGGGUCCUUGGCGAGACCCCCGACGCCACGGGCGCCCUGCACAACUCGACGGCGUGUGCCGUGGUGGUCGUGGAGAAGCAGACGCCCGCAGCGGUGUGGGUGGACGCUUUCUAUUUCUAUUUCUACUCGUGGAACGAGGGUGCCGACAUCCGGCAGGUGGUGCCCCCCUUGAACAAGUUAUUCCCGGACAGCAAGCCGGGCGACCACUACGGGAACCACCUGGGUGACUGGGAGCACAACAUGAUCCGGUUCGCCAACGGGACGCCGACCGGCAUCUACUUCAGCCACCACACCAGCGGCGAGGCUUGCGCGUGGGACGACGCGACGUGCCUGUCGACGACGCAGGACGGGCGACCCGUCGUAUUCAGCGCCCGCGGCUCGCAUGCCAACUACCCCUCGGCGGGCAGCCACGUGCACGACGAGGCCCUCAUCGACGUCGCCGACCAGGGCCGCCUGUGGGACCCCGUCCGGCGCGCCUACUUCUACCACUACGAACCGCAUACGGGGGUCUUCACCGCGGCCGGACCGGACGGGGGUGGCGGCGGCGGCGACGACGAUCCCACCGACUGGCUGAAUUUCAACGGACACUGGGGCGACAAGCAGUACCCGGACACCGACCCGCGCCAGGAGACGGUGCCAUACUUCGGGCUCAAGAAAUUCAACGACGGGCCCAACGGACCCAAGUUCAAGCACCUGGUGCGGAAGGGGCUGAUGCCCGACGUCAAGGAGAAGCCCCACCUGAUGAAGACGCUGGUACACUGGUACCUAGGCCUGUACGGGUGCUGCCUGCGGGGUAUCAACCCAUGGGUCGUGGUGGUGUCGGUCGUGCUGGUUGCGGCGGUGGCCGUGGGGCUGUGCGUCUUCACUCUGAAGCUGGUGCGGCCGCGGCUGACGGCGUGGAUCCUCGCCAAGAGGAAGAAGAUGAAGAAGCAAGGGGGUCGGGGCGGCGGAGCAAAAGACGAAGACGAUAAUGCGGAAGUUCAGCUUCGCCUGCUCGAUCCGGACGGGGUCGCGGUGGAGCAGCAGGACGACUAA
Messenger RNA from Fonsecaea erecta, 1371 nucleotides. RefSeq lists its product as hypothetical. Lineage: Eukaryota; Fungi; Ascomycota; Eurotiomycetes; Chaetothyriales; Herpotrichiellaceae. The record is from RefSeq and is a predicted model, not a curated record. The coding region runs from base 1 to 1371 and encodes 456 amino acids. The transcript has 2 exons.